Molecule: messenger RNA, 600 nt
Organism: Zygosaccharomyces rouxii
Lineage: Eukaryota; Fungi; Ascomycota; Saccharomycetes; Saccharomycetales; Saccharomycetaceae
Gene: MSS11
Product: Mss11p
Exons: 1
Coding region: 1-600 (199 amino acids)
Molecular function (GO): protein binding
Source: RefSeq, a predicted model, not a curated record
AUGGUGAGACAGGCGUCAACGUUUGAAGGUAUAUAUUCGACUAACAAACCAGAAUAUCCGGAUUUCGGUGGAGCAGGCGGGCCAGCAGUAGAUAUGUCUGGUGAUUCAAAAUAUGGAACAAAGAGUGGGAACAUCAUGCCCAGCUCUAACACAGAGCUGGAUAGUACUACUACUGUUGUGUCUGAUGCCAAUGCAAGUGAUCCAAGACAGUUACUGCAUGCCCACGUCUACAACUAUCUAGUCAAAAAUGGUCAUUAUGCAACUGCAAGGCAAUUCUUGAAAGAAGCAGAUCUACCGUUGGAUAAUAAGAACGCGAAUGAAAUUAUCAAUAAUAGUGUCAAUACUAAUAUAAACAAUGACAAUGAGGACCAGCAGCUGCCUCCAGGUUUAUUACCAACGAGAUUGCAAGUGGAUUCUGAGGAAACACUACUGUUCGAAUGGUGGAAUAGCCUUUGUAGACUGCAUGAUCAUGUGGAACAAACUCCAGUAGAAGAAUUACGUUCGACUCCACAGAAGGUUCCAACACCUUUCCUGCCGAGAGUUAGGCAACCAUUUACUGAGGACCAACAAGACAAUGUUGGGGCUUCAGUUUCGAAAUAG